AUGAAUUGUCUGGUAGGGUUCACCGGAUUGAUCCUGGGCCUCCUUGGUGUUCGGGUGACAUGGACCUGGGAAACCGAGGCAUCUUCGCCUUUCUCAGCUUUGCCGGCUGAUGACAGCUUCUUCCUUUUACAGGUGAGUGGCACCAAAAGGGUUGCCGGACAAGGCGAGGCCUCGAGAGAACGGAAACGCUCAAAAACUGAAUCAGUUAACAGCUCUGCCGUGCCAGAAGUACCGGCAGGGACGAGCCACACAGCAGUGGCGAUGCCUGGACAACCUUGGCCGCUGUCGUUGCUGAGUAUCUCAUUGUGCAGAGUUGUAGAAGAAGUUACAGGUCAUCAAGUUCCCACCAAGGAGGGCAUGAUGUUUACUGCUUGCAUGAUAGCUGCCAUCAUCGUUUUGUCUGUUUGCAUUGCCCUGCUGCAUCAGAGCUCUACAAGGGAGACACGAAGUCGGAUUCCUGCAGGAGGGAUUCCUGGAGCUGUCGAGGAAACCGUACGCGACCUUCAGGAUCAGAUGGAGGAAUCAUUCACUCCAGGAUUGAAGAAGCCAAAGCCGGCGUGUUGCUGA
This is a messenger RNA of Symbiodinium natans, 567 nucleotides long. NCBI's taxonomy places the organism in Eukaryota, Dinophyceae, Suessiales, Symbiodiniaceae. The record is from the annotation of a GenBank genome assembly.